CGUCGACAUCGGCAUCAAUCUUUAGGAGAUCGGCUGCUUUACACGUGUUUUCGCGUCGAGAAACACCUUCAAAAUGGCAAAAGCUAAAAAGAUUACUAAAGGAAAACAUACCACCAUCAACAAAGGAAAUCACAGCUUAAACCCAGACCGCGUCAAGAAGAGCAAUGACAACUCAAUGCGUGACAAGAGUACGAUUAAAAGGCUUUUGAUGUACAAGAACUCCAAGCCAUACAGGAAUAGGAAAGGUAAAAUUGUCAAAGCAGCGCCGUACCAGUCGUGGGUGAACUCUGGAACAGUUGCUCGAGUUGCGCCCAACCAGAAAUGGUUUGGGAACACAAAAGUCGUCACACAGAACGCUCUUCAGAAGUUUCAAGAAGCCCUCGGAACAGCUAUGAAGGAUCCGUACCAAGUGGUGAUGAAGCAGACCAAGCUACCUGUUACGUUACUUAACGAAAAAGCAAAGAAUGCCAGGGUACAUAUUUUGGAUACAUCAAGUUACGAAUCAACGUUUGGACCCAAGGCACAGCGGAAACGGCCAAGCCUGCCAGCCACGGACUUGGAGGAGCUCGUCACUACAGCAGACCAGAAAAGUGAGAAGUACGAUGAGACGAAGGACACAGAUCUAGUCAGAGAAUUUGAACACAAGGAUUUAGCGCGUGAAGAGAUUAUGUCGAAGGGACAGUCCAAACGAAUCUGGAAUGAGCUCUACAAGGUUAUCGAUUCAUCAGAUGUCAUCAUUCAAGUGCUCGACGCCCGUGAUCCAAUGGGGACGAGGUCCAAAUUUAUCGAAAACUUCUUGCGGAAGGAGAAGCCGUACAAACACCUCAUAUUUGUGUUGAACAAAUGUGACCUGAUACCUACAUGGGUCACGCAACGCUGGGUCAUGAUCCUGUCUGCGGAGUAUCCAACCAUGGCGUUUCAUUCAAGCAUCACAAACCCAUUCGGAAAGGGAGCGCUCAUUAACCUUCUUCGCCAGUUUUCUAGGUUGCAUUCGGACAAACGCCAAAUCAGCGUCGGCUUUAUUGGGUACCCCAACGUCGGAAAGUCAUCCGUCAUCAACGCCCUCAGGGCAAAGAAGGUGUGCAACGUGGCACCCCUCGCAGGAGAAACAAAGGUCUGGCAAUACAUCACUCUGAUGCGGAAGAUCUACCUCAUCGACUGUCCUGGUGUUGUCUACCCAACCGGAGACACUGACACGGAAAUUGUUCUGAAAGGGGUGGUUCGAGUAGAAAACAUUAAAGACCCCGAAGACCACAUUCCCGAGGUACUAAAUCGUGUGAGGAGGGAGUACCUUGUAAAGACCUACAAGAUUGAAAGCUGGGACGAUGCAACAGAUUUUCUUGAAAAACUGGGCAAGAGGUCUGGCAAACUUCUCAAGGGCGGUGACCCAGAUAUCAGCACUGUGGCCAAGAUGGUAUUGAACGACUGGCAGCGUGGCAAGUUGCCAUAUUUCGUGAAGCCACCAGAAGAGGAGACUGACGGCACUCCUCAACCGAGUAACAAUGCUGCUGAAACAAACAAGGCCGCAGUUACAGAAAGCAAGAAGAAGGCUUCUGACACUAAGCCGCAGCCACAGGUUCUACAAGACCUGUCUAAGAUACGUGUCGUCCCCAAGUUUGAAGGAAGUGAUGUGAAACCGCUGCUGACACUGGGGUGUGAAGACGGCUAUGACACUGAUGAGGAAGAGAAGGAGGAUGAGAAUGAAGAAGAGGAGAACAGCGAGAAGCAAGACACUGGUUCCGAGAAGAACAGCGAUGGAAGUGAUGAGAAAAAGGAGAGUACACUAGUAUCAAAUGAAGGGAUCGAAAGCGGGGAAGCUAAGGUGGAUGGGGUGGGUGCAGAAGCAGCAGAUGACAAACUUCCAAACGAAACAGACAUUAAGGAAGGUCACGAGAAGCACGAAAACGGUGUCCAUGAAACGGGAGUCAGCCUAGCAGACGACACAGGCGAGACAGAAGCGUCUGCUACGUCAGACGCAGUCGGCACAAAAGUUACUUCGAGUGAUCUAGGUGACGGAGGCAUCGUACCUGAUCCUGUUACUACCACAGAAAGCCCUUGUGUAGAUGAUGUGAAGGCUACUGAAUCUGGUGAGUGUAAUGAUGGUGCAUCAGGGGACAACGGCAGUGAAAAAAAGAAUGUGAGGUGGUCAGAUAGUGUCGAGACACUGGAAGCAAAGAAAGACACACUCAAAGCCGUGGCUGAAAGAAAGAAGACCAUGAAGCGUAAGCUGUCCUGGAAUGACAGAACCCUUAAGAAGGACAUGAGGAUUCCUCUGAUUGGGGAAUUGACUAAGGGAACAAAGAAUCCCUGGGGUCAGUUUUUGAACAGCAGACCAAAAAAGAAGCAAAAAACAGAAGGAGACACCGUGGAAACCAAUGCAGCUGCAGUUGAAGACACCGAACCAAAGAUGGGUACAGCUGAAAACGUCGGAGGAGGAGAGGCUCCGGAGCUGGCUCAGGCUUGCACGUCUAAGGCACAGAGCAUCAGGCCUGCAAAGAAGGUGUGUCCUAGUGGAACGUUUGUUGUCACUGCACUAAAAGGUGGACAGGGAUCAUCUAAGAAGCAUAGAGCACGAAGGGAUGAUAGUGAUGAUGAAAUUCCUAAGCUUACUGGAAAAGAGAAGCGUCGCCUGAUGAACGCGCAGAAGGUGAAGAAGAUCGGACAUCAUUUCUACGACUAUGCGAACGUCAAGAACAAACCUCGAGAAAAGAAGCCGGUUAAUCAUAAACUUGGCUUCAGAGGUCAUACGAAAAAGAAAUGAUGACCAUAUAGGACGGCCUGACGUGUACAUAAUUCGAAAUAAAUGUUUUUAAGUUAACUCGC
This is a messenger RNA of Ornithodoros turicata, 2823 nucleotides long. RefSeq lists its product as uncharacterized. Gene Ontology annotation, cellular component: nucleolus. Gene Ontology annotation, molecular function: GTP binding. NCBI's taxonomy places the organism in Eukaryota, Metazoa, Arthropoda, Arachnida, Ixodida, Argasidae. Bases 74 to 2761 code for a protein of 895 amino acids. The transcript has 14 exons. The record is from RefSeq and is a predicted model, not a curated record.